AUGUCAACCACUAGUACGGUUCCUUCAGAUAUAGCAUCCACAUCAGCAUCCACUCCUGCAAUGUCAGCCACUAGUACGGUUCCUUCAGAUAUAGCAUCCACAUCAGCAUCCACUCCUGCAAUGUCAGCCACUAGUACGGUUCCUUCAGAUAUAGCAUCCACAUCAGCAUCCACUCCUGCAAUGUCAGCCACUAGUACGGUUCCUUCAGAUAUAGCAUCCACAUCAGCAUCCACUCCUGCAAUAUAUAGCAUCCACAUCAGCAUCCAUCAAGCAUCCACUCCAAUGUCAGCCACUAGUACCGUUCCUUCAGAUAUAGCAUCUACAUCAGCAUCCACUCCUGCAAUGUCAGCCACUAGUACCGUUCCUUCAGAUAUAGCAUCUACAUCAGCAUCCACUCCUGCAAUGUCAGCCACUAGUACCGUUCCUUCAGAUAUAGCAUCCACAUCAGCAUCCACUCCUGCAAUGUCAGCCACUAGUACCGUUCCGGUUCCUUCAGAUAUAGCAUCUACAUCAGCAUCCUCCUGCAAUGUCAAUGUUCCUUCACCACCACAUCAGUACUCCUUCCUUCAGAUAUAG
Messenger RNA from Acanthosepion pharaonis, 576 nucleotides. Lineage: Eukaryota; Metazoa; Mollusca; Cephalopoda; Sepiida; Sepiidae. The record is from the annotation of a GenBank genome assembly.